Oikopleura dioica is the source of this 2454-nucleotide messenger RNA. The record is from the annotation of a GenBank genome assembly. NCBI's taxonomy places the organism in Eukaryota, Metazoa, Chordata, Appendicularia, Copelata, Oikopleuridae.
AUGGAAGAAAGAAACUUUAUUUUGGUUCUAUUCAUUCUAUUCUCAUUCUUAUGUUUUGGUCGGGCAUGUGACAGGGACGAAUUCGUGAAUGUCGACUGUUCGAAACAUAAAUUUAUCAUAUCCAUCAACCAGACUUGCUUUGAUCAGCACUGGAAUAGAGGCGAUGAUUGGACCGAGACGAUCUAUCUCGGCAAUGAUCGAAGCAACUCUUCAGAUUGCAAUUUCGGCGCUAGAAAUCAAAGCUCGUCCCCUUUUGAAGUGCUGUUUUCUGACUGUGAUGUGAAAACAUCCUAUCCUGACCCAGCAGACAUGGAGAAAAUCAAAUUUGAAUUGAAUGGAAUCGUCCAAGAAAAAUAUAAUCUUAAUGGAAACAUGACAAUUGAUUCUCCCUUUGAUCUUCAAUGCGAGUAUGAAAGCUCAACUAGUACGAAAAUAAGCAUGCAAAUAAACUCAGCUGCGGCAAUCAAUAUCGCCCAAAAUCUUGCACUUGACGUUGACAAUAUUCCUGCACCAUCAAUUUGUGUCGAAUCUUCUUACAAAUCGAACAGCUACGACUGCAAUAAAGAGCCAAUGCUUGGAUUGAAACUGUUGAUUGAUUACCCAAGCAACAAGUUUUCAGAUUUCAGAAUAAAUCAAAUCUGGACCGGUGCUAAAGCGGGCGAAAAAACAAUAAAACUCGUGGAUGACGGGUGUGCUCUCUUUCAAGAUGAUCUCGUUGAAAGUCAUGGGCGAUCCUUUUAUUGGAAGCCGUUCACUUUUAACAAUGCAAAGUCCUUCUUUUUGACGAUUCAUGUGACUCUAUGCGAUCCAAACGACAGUAUCUUUUGCACUGGAACCACUGAUUGUUCUAAAAAUCAAGGCAACGAGUAUCUGUUUAAUCUUUUGCCGCAGCAUUUCUUGGUGAUGGGCGAAAGUUUGAGCGAAUCAUACAAAUUUUCUGUUGACGACUCAACUCAAACAGCAGUUUCCGUGACAGCACCUUCCGAUGUCUUUACAAAAUUUGCUCCUCAUGCGAUCAUCAAGGACAUGCUGUACAUCUUUGGUGGAGAAUCAGAUCCGCAAAAGAUUGCUAGUUCUUCAGGAUGGUCUUCUCUGACUGAUUUUCCUCAUUACACGAGGCAUCAUUUUUUGAUCGGUCUGUCAAGUGGAAAUCUUUUGCUCGCGGGUGGUGUGAGUGGAGAAACGCAGCAAAAAUGGAUAUGGCUGCUGAAAAAUAAUAGCUGGACAGAACUCGGAAACCUUCAAAAUACUAAUUAUUACGGAACUGCAAAAAGGAUCAACAAUUCAAUUUUCAUAUUUCCUGGCACGUCAAAAUUUAUUGAAAUCGAUGAGCCACUAGAAGAGAAAUGGGUUUUUGAAAAGAAUCCGUACGAAUAUAUAAUCAGUAAUGUUCCUGAAAAAUUCCGAAAAAACGUCAAAGAAAAUUUCCAAUCCGAAGCGGGAGUAAAACAUUCAAGUUGUCCUUUCACCAUCAGAAGUUCAAACAAAACACAGAAGUCGCGGUUUCCAGAUGUUCUCGGAAUCGGCAUGGCGAAAUGUGGCACGGGGUCGUUGAGUUUUCUUGGCUGCCAUCCUCAAAUUGUUUACACCCACGGAGAGCUGCGAUUCUUUAGCAAUCCUUCGAACGCGCAGAAAAUCCUAGAAUACAGCAAGAACACUACAGAAAACACCGCGCAGCACAAACUUAACGAAUACAAGUUCAAUGCGCUGAAACAAAGCUAUUUACUGGACCUCAGACCAGCAGCAGAUGAUGAAAUCUUGAUCGAAACUUCUCCACAGUAUGCAAUGUCUAGCUCCAAAGAAGACAACCAAAUAACAGUUAUGGGAAGAAGAAGGAUGGAAAUUCAUGCAAUGAAAGCGCUAAACCCAAAGAUCAAGGUCAUUGUUGUGUUGUGCGAUCCGAUCAAGAGAGCGUUCUCGGGCAUCAGCAUGCAUGUUCGAAAUAACAAAAAAAUGGAGAUGCAAAGUCAAAUCGACGAAUUCACCGUCGCGGUCGAAGAAGAAUCGAAUGAAGCUCGGGCAAAAGUUGAAUUCGUCGACGUCAUCUCCCCCUUUCAAGAAAUUCUGGGGGAGGAAAACGUAUUGAUAUUGGAUGGAGAACUGGCGAUUAAAGAUCCGAAUGAGGGCUAUGGGCAAAUUUUGGACUUUCUUGGGCUUGAAAAAGAAGGAUUUGAACUUGAAAUUGAUGCUGAAAAGGGCUUCCCAUGUUUGAUCAAACCUGCAAAAAAAUGUCUGAAAGACACAAAAGGAACUUCGCGAAAAAUCGAUGUGCGGGAAGAAUAUCCAAAAGAUACAGCCAUUUGGACCUCCUACUUCAAACCGUUCAUGGAAUCUCUUGUUCUUCACCUGAAUUUAUGCAGUGAAAUCAACGAAGAGUGUUGUUCGAAAUUGAAGAAGGAAGGAGCACUCUUUUCUUUUGCUAAGUAUUAUGUUUGCGAUCAGUCUUCACAAUAG